GAAAAAAAUGUUUCUUUGAUUGUGGCCUAAUGUUGGUGCUGAUUUUUCACGUGUCUCAGGACCUGAUCUCUGUUUUAUUGCCCCGGGUCCACCCUGCCAUCACCGAAGGCUUGCAGGAUUUGGAUGAUGAUGUUCGGGCUGUAGCAGCUGCAGCUCUCAUUCCUGUGGUGGAUGGCUUGGUCCAGCUACUGCCCAAUACGGUACCCCUCAUCGUCAGCACACUGUGGGAUGCACUUUUGGACCUUGAUGACCUCACAGCUUCCACCAACAGCAUCAUGGCAUUGCUGUCAUCACUCCUGACCUACCCCCAGGUGUGGCAGUGCAGCACACAGCAACCAUUAACAGUCUUGGUCCCACGGGUGUGGCCGUUUUUGCGGCACACAAUCUCAUCGGUACGAAGGGCAGCAUUAGAAACCCUGUUUAUACUGCUGUCCAAAGCAAACCAGAACUGUGCUAUGUGGAUCAACCCCAUCCUGCAAGACAUGCUCAGACAUAUCUUCCAGUCCUGCAUACUGGAGAGUAAUGAGGAAAUCCUUGAACUCAUCCAAAAGGUGUGGAUGGAGCUUCUUGCUCGGGCCCCUCAACAGUAUGUGGUGGCAGCAAGUUGUCCGUGGAUGGGUGCCUGGCUCUGUCUCAUGAUGCAGGCCUCAAACAUUCCAAUAGACUUGAACAUGCUGCUGGAGGUGAAGGCACGGUCCAAGGAUAAGGCUGGGGGAAAGAAUCGCCAAGGGACCAAUCAGGUGAAGGCGACAGUCCAGGAGUAUAUAGCAGGUGCAGAGACGGUGACAGAUGACCCAGUGACAAGGGACUAUGUGGUGUUUCGUGCUCGUCUCAUAGCGGCCAAAUUGCUUGGGGCUCUGUGUAGAUGCAUUUGUGACCCUCAGCUCAAUGCCGCAUCUCAGAAAAUCCAACCAGCAGUGUCUUUGGGGCAGCUGUUGCUCUUCCACCUUGACUCCAAGUCGGCGCUGCAGCAUAUCGCUGUGGCUCUGGUGCUUUGUGAGUGGGCUGCACUACAGAAGGAAUGCCAGCAGGUGUCAGCUAUGGUGCAGCCUCGUCUUCUUGCCAUUUUGUCUGAGCAGUUGUACUAUGAUGAAAUUGCCAUCCCCUUCACACGCAUGCAGAAUGAGUGCAAACAGCUCAUUGGCCUGCUAUCUGAAGCCCAUAUCGACAUCCAAGAUCAUUUGAAUUGUAGUGUUUUCACCAUUGAUCAAGCAAACAGCCUGGUAACCAGCGUCUUUACAGAGUCAACAGCUGGUUUGAAUGUGAAGUCCAAACAAUGGCAGACACUAGACUGUAAACGGCAACAAGCCCAAGCAACAGUGACUGAAACCAGCACAGAAUGGCAGAACCUGCACUUGCGUGUGCACAUGUUCAUAGCCUGUGCAGUCGUUAACCUGCAAGUGCUCCCUGAGAAGCUCAACCCAGUGGUGAGGCCUCUGAUGGAGACCAUCAAGUGAGAAGAAAAUUCCCUGAUCCAGAGUUAUGCUGCUGCUUUCAUAGCCAAGCUGCUACAACAGUGUAAAGGACGCUCGCCGUGCCCAAACCCAAAGAUCCUCAAAAACCUUUGUGCCUCUGCCUGUGUGGACUCCUCAGUCACCCCUUCUUCUGCUUGCCCUAUACCCUUCACACAGGAAACUGCCAGAGGCAGUACAUUGGACAAAGACUGCAUGCAGCACAUGGUCAGCAAAACCCACGGCAUCAUUACUCUGUACCGCCACCAAAGGGCAGUAUUUGCCAUCACCAGUAAGAGGGGCCCAGCCCCGAGAACCCCCAAAAACUCCUCCACAGAGCUUCCACCUGGUAGCGCUGUCAGCUGUGAUAAUGAUGAGAGCAAGAAGCCAUUUCUUAUUCAGAGACGAGGGGCAGAGUUCUCCUUAACAACAAUUGCCAAACACUUUGGCUCAGAAAUGACCAGAUCUCUGCCAUAUCUGUGGGAGAACACCGUGGGACCACUGAAGGCCGUGGUGAAUGAUGAACAAGACAUUGACAGGCAGGUCCAGCUGGAUAGGGGAGAUGAUGCAGCCCAAGAAUUGAUAAACUCUCUACAAGUACUGGAAAUUAUGGCUGUUGCUAUGGCUCCUGAACUCAGACCUUUGCUACUGGAACAUCUACCCCAUCUUUUCACCUGCCUGCAUCACCCAUACACAGCAGUACGUCACAUGGCAGCACGUUGUGUUGGAGUCUUCAGCAAGAUAGCAGUGCUGGAGACAAUGAACCGUUUUCUUGGAAGCGUUCUACCCUGGCUCGCUGCUAUUGAUGACAGCAACAAGCAAGAAGGCGCCAUCGAGGCUUUGGCCUCUGUCAUAGAGCAGCUGGAUGUAGAUAUUGUGCCCUACAUAGUGUUGCUGGUGGUACCUGUUCUGGGCCGUAUGAGUGACCCCAGCGAUAGCAUUCGUUUUAUGGCCACACAGUGUUUUGCUACACUCAUCCGGUUGCUGCCCCUAGAGGCUGGUAUACCAGACCCUCCUGCCAUGUCUGCUGACCUUAUUCGCCAGAAGGCCAGAGAGCGCCACUUCCUGGAGCAACUACUAGAUGGUAGAAAAUUAGAGAGCUACAAGAUCCCUGUACCUAUCAAGGCUGAGCUCAGGAAAUACCAGCAGAAUGGCGUGAACUGGCUCUCUUUCUUGAACAAAUAUAAGCUGCAUGGGAUCCUGUGUGAUGACAUGGGUCUUGGCAAGACCCUACAGUCCAUCUGUAUUUUAGCAGGAGAUCACUACCUCAGGGAACAGGAGUAUGCAAAGACAAAAGCAGCAGACUGCAGUCCCCUCCCCUCCCUGGUGGUUUGUCCCCCAACAUUAACUGGCCAUUGGGUGGAUGAAGUUGACAAGUUUUGCAGCAAAGAAUACCUCAGUCCGCUGCAUUACACCGGCCCACCUACAGAACGAAUGCGGUUGCAACAUCAAGUGAAAAAGCACAAUCUUGUUGUAGCCUUGUAUGAUGUUGUACGAAAUGACAUCGACUUUUUUAGAAAUAUAAAAUUCAAUUAUUGUAUUCUUGAUGAGGGUCAUAUCAUCAAGAAUGGCAAAACAAAACUUUCCAAAGCUAUUAAGCAGCUGGCUGCCAAUUUCAGAGUCAUCUUGUCGGGAACACCCAUUCAGAACAAUGUCCUGGAGCUUUGGUCUCUGUUUGACUUCCUCAUGCCAGGCUUCCUAGGAACAGAGCGACAGUUUGCUGCACGUUACGGCAAGCCUAUUCUGGCCAGCCGUGAUGCCAAAAGCUCCUCACGGGAACAGGAGGCGGGUGUCUUAGCAAUGGAAGCCUUACAUCGACAGGUAUUGCCAUUCUUGUUGAGAAGAAUGAAAGAGGAUGUUCUCCAGGACCUUCCUCCUAAAAUAAUUCAGGACUACUACUGCAACUUGAGUCCUCUUCAGGUUCAGCUGUAUGAAGACUUUGCAAAGUCUCGAGCCAGAGCCAGUCUAGAAGACACCAUCUCUGUGGCCUCUGCAGAAGAGGUGGAAAAACCAAAACUCAAGGCCACGGGUCAUGUUUUCCAGGCACUGCAGUACCUGCGGAAGCUGUGCAACCACCCGAGCUUGGUCUUAACGGCGCAGCAUCCUGAGUACAAACGUAUCACAGAGCAGCUGGCGAGUCAGAACUCCAACUUGCAGGACAUCCAGCAUGCACCCAAACUCUUAGCUCUCAAACAGUUACUUUUGGAUUGUGGUCUCGGUGGUGGUGGUACGUCAGAAGGAGGUACUGAGGCAGUGGUGGCCCAGCAUUAUGUGCUGAUUUUCUGCCAGCUGAAAAGCAUGCUGGACAUCGUUGAGCAUGACCUGCUGAAGCCCAAAAUGCCAACAGUUACCUACUUGAGACUGGAUGGCAGUGUGCAGGCUGGCCUGCGCCACUCAAUUGUUUCCAGGUUUAACAAUGACCCGUCCAUUGACGUGCUGCUUCUCACCACCCAUGUUGGAGGUCUGGGCCUCAACCUGACAGGUGCAGAUACCGUGGUGUUUGUGGAACAUGACUGGAAUCCCAUGAGGGACUUGCAAGCUAUGGAUCGUGCUCACAGGAUUGGCCAGAAACGGGUUGUGAACGUGUACCGGCUGAUCACACGAGGCACGUUGGAGGAAAAGAUAAUGGGCCUGCAGAAAUUCAAGAUGGGCAUUGCCAACACUGUGAUCAGCCAGGAGAACACCAGCCUGCAGAGCAUGGGCACGGAUCAGCUGCUCAACCUCUUCACCCUCGACAAGGACGACAAGCCUGAGAAGGCGGAGCCCACCCCGUCGACCUCAGGAAAGGCCUCCAUGAAGUCAGUGCUGGACAGCCUGGGAGAGUUAUGGGACCAGCAGCAGUACGACACGGAGUACAACCUGGACAGCUUCAUGCACUCCCUUCAGUGACCUCCCCUCCCCCCACAUCACCUCUACCCAUCAUGCCAUCUGCUGGUCAGACCGACAGGACCCCCCCAAGCUGUCACUCACAAUUAUCUGCUGUGUUCCUGAUCCCACGUCCGCGCCUGAGAAAACCACCAAGCUACCAAGUUCAUUUCUUUUAAUAAUGUUAGUGAUUCUUAAAGCAAUAAAUAGGAUCAGUAAAAUAAGAAUCAAGAGUUUGUUUGGAUGCAGCGUCGGAUCUUUGCCGAAUUUCAGAACUUGGGGCGACAUCCACGUUUCCUCACCGAGAGCCAACCAGUAGAUAUGACACGUUUUUAAAACUGGCACUUUCCAGCAAUCGUGUGGUGUUUCUCCAGCACUCUGGUCCAUAGGUCGUAGUUUUUAGUAGUGAUUACACUCCUUGCUUUACUGCUCCUCUUCUCUGCUCAAAAUGCGUUGUGGAAAUACGUUAACCUUUCCAGACAUAACCUGGUUGCACCUCCUCCACAUUUGUCCACUGACAAGUUUUGUUUGUUUUUUUUCGAUGAAGGGAAACUGGACAAAUGCGAUGAGCUCAGCAGAGAAAUCAUACGAUGACGUCACUACGUGACGUCUUUGUAGAGCACACUGAUGACUGAGCUGUUGUUCUGACUGUGCGCUGCAUCCUCUAGAUGGUGCCGGUUUAUCCUUCCUCUCAGGAGUUGACAUUGAUGGUGGUGGAUUGACGUGCUGUCGUCGUGGCACUUGGAGCAGCGUUACAGACUGAACCUGAAACAAGUAUUGUAACAGUAGACUUGCACAUAUUUCUGUAAUUGCUGCUCUCUGUUGAUGUGGAAUUGUAAUAAAUUCUGCAGAUUUUCAACU
This is a messenger RNA of Thalassophryne amazonica, 5177 nucleotides long. RefSeq names its product BTAF1 RNA polymerase II, B-TFIID transcription factor-associated (gene btaf1). Gene Ontology annotation, molecular function: ATP-dependent chromatin remodeler activity; TBP-class protein binding; ATP hydrolysis activity. The record is from RefSeq and is a predicted model, not a curated record. The transcript is spliced from 27 exons. Lineage: Eukaryota; Metazoa; Chordata; Actinopteri; Batrachoidiformes; Batrachoididae.